GAUAAUCCGUAUGCACGAAUAAUUGUCGAAGUUGCCGUACUUGAAAAUACCAGCGUAUUGGAACACAAAAUGCGAAACUUGCCUCUGAAGAGUAGUUUUUUUUGUAUUAGGCAAAGUUAUGACUCGUCAAGUUCCACCGCCGGCAGGAAGCACACCAUCAACAAUCCAAAUUUAGCUGCUAUAUCCGUCUUAGAAGAUUUUGGAAUAUUACAAUUAGGCAGUGAAGAACCUACUAGUUGCACUGGCCCAGACAUUGCAAACUACACUGUUACCGUUCCGGUAUCUGAUGUAUUCUGGGAUCCACCCAUUGAUGUGGCUACAACCAAUUGUUUUGAAAAACAGGACGAAGCGCCUACGCAUGGCAUUCAGAUUAUGAAAAACGCGGGCAUUACUGGACACGUUAUGCUAAAUGAUUGA
This is a messenger RNA of Paraglomus occultum, 417 nucleotides long. The record is from the annotation of a GenBank genome assembly. Lineage: Eukaryota; Fungi; Glomeromycota; Glomeromycetes; Paraglomerales; Paraglomeraceae.